GUCUAAUCCUCUAAAGUCCAACGCAAUCUACAUAUUUCCAUUCUACAAACAUAAAUAACGCCAUCUCAGGAGAAAAUCAAACGAAAAGAAGAAAGAAAGAAUGUCCCUCCAAACCCCCCGCAUCCUCCCCUCCCACCUUCACGCCUUCUCAUCAAAGACUGUCCGAGUCCUGGGCACCGUUUCCGCACUUCGAGGCGAUACUGCGACCAUCACCUGCGGGGCUAAUGGGGACAUCACGCUGGUUCUGAAGGCGGAUUCGCAUUUGCAGAUGGGGAAGUUGGUUGAGGUUGUUGGAAAGGUUACUGAGUUGGACGGGUCGGGCUUCGGAAUAAGAGUCUUUGGGACGGUGGAUUGGGGGAAUCCGGCGGAUUGCGAUUACAAAAUCUACGAACGUGUCGUCGAUGUUACGCAUCGAUUUACACCGAUCUUCUAUGAUUCCAGCUAAUUAAUUAAUGAUUAACGAUGUACGGAGUAAUAGAUCCAUUUAUUCAUUUAAUGUUCUUCUUCGAAUUGAACCUUUUCUUUUUAUUUUUUACCUUCCUCUGUACAGGUGCGCGAGGGGAUAAGAACAAACUACGGGUUCCUUUUACUACAUAUUGCGGGUUUGGCACGGUCAUUUUAUUAGUAUUUCUAUCAUACUGCCA
Messenger RNA from Monascus purpureus, 644 nucleotides. The record is from the annotation of a GenBank genome assembly. NCBI's taxonomy places the organism in Eukaryota, Fungi, Ascomycota, Eurotiomycetes, Eurotiales, Aspergillaceae.